AUCGACCGACCGGGCGGCGGCGGGAAGGGCCCGGGAGGCCUCAGGCGGGCCAGGGGCCAGGGCAUCCCCGCAGACGAGCCCGAAUGGGAUAGGACGCGUCCCGGGAAGAGGCCGUGGACCGAAGGGGAGGGAAGCGAGGCUCCGGGCCCGAGAGCGGCCCGUACCCAAGGGCUGGACCUGUCGAGGUGGUCCAGACUCAACAGCUAAGGCCAGCGGCCUGCAGCGCCCCGACCAGAUGGCCUCGAGAAGGCCCUGCUGUAGGCGUAGACCGCGGGCCAGCGGCCUGGCAACUUAGAAGGAGAAAGGGUCCACAGUGUGAAAAAGUGAUAGCAGAGAGUUAAAGGGAAAGUUAGGGCCCUCUGAGGCAGGCCUGCCUUCAAGAGAGGGAGGCCAUGGGCCUGACAGAGUGGUGGGGUGGAGUAGGUCAGGCUGAAGUUGGUUGAAAUCACAGGUCAGGCAAGAAGGUGGGGGAGGAAAGAGGUAACUCCUGGCCUUGGAAUGUACGGUGGAUGUUAUACCAGGAGGCCCCAGGGUGGUGGUGACAUCUUUGCCAGAAGGUAGGCCCUGGUCACUUCAGAAUUGAGGGCGAGGUUUUGAUAAACCAUAAGGAGGCUGGUUUGAAGGGUUGAGGCGCCAGAGUACUUUCUAAGGCCUUACAAAGUGGUCAGGUAGGUCUUUCGUGCUUUGAGUAGGCUACCACUGCGGAGCAGGCCCAAGGGCCUUCCUGUAGGUGGGGGGUGGGGAGAAGAAAGGGGUAAGAAGUCCCCAGGCCCUGUGGGAGUGUAGGAGAUUGUGGAGGCCCUGUGCCAAGCUGAGAAGAAAAAGGUCAGGCUGACCCCAUGGUGAAUGGGAGAAAGGCCUCAGUGGGGCUGAGCAGAGGCUCAGAGAAGUCCUGGAAAUGUGGAAGCCUGCAUCAGCCUGGACAUUCUGAGAUACUCAUCUUGGCUAGAAGAGGAGAUAAGAGAUAUGGAGGCUCCAGCUUGCAGAGACCCUCCCAGGCCCAAUACUUCAAAGCAUCUUACCUCUGCUCAAUAUAUAUUACUUGGAGAGGAUUGAGGAAACUGCCCUCAAAAAAGGUCUCUCCACUCAGGCUAUCUGGCGCCGACUCUGGGAUGAGCUGAUGAAAACAAGGCCUUCCAGUUUGGAGAGUGUGACUUGUUGGCGAGCCAAGUUUAUGGAAGCCUUCUUUUCCCAUGUUCUACGUGGAACCAUUGAUGUGUCUUCUGAUAAGCGACUUUGUGAUCAACGUUUCUCACCUCUCCUGCACAGCUCCCGUCAUGUUCGACAGCUCACCAUCUGCAAUAUGCUGCAGGGAGCAACUGAGCUUGUUGCUGAGCCAAACCGCAGGGUUCUAGAGACCCUGGCAAGUUCUCUGCAUACCCUCAAGUUCCGCCACCUGCUCUUCUCUGAUGUGGCUGCUCAGCAGUCACUCCGACAGCUGUUGCAUCAGCUCAUUCAUCAUGGAGCUGUCAGCCAAGUGUCGCUGUACUCCUGGCCUGUGCCUGAGUCAGCCCUUUUCAUCCUUAUCCUCACCAUGAGUGCUGGCUUUUGGCAGCCAGGCCCUGGUAGCUUGCCUUGCCGCCUCUGUGGUGAAGCCUCCCGAGGCCGGGCCCCAUCCCGAGAUGAAGGGUCCUUAUUGCUAGGCUCACGCCGGCCUCGGCGGGAUGCAGCAGAGCGAUGUGCUGCAGCACUAAUGGCCACCCGACGGAAGAGUGAAGUCAAGCAGAUGCCCAGGGCUGUACCUACCACUCGUGUAACACGCCGCAGCACACAAGAAAGCCUGGCAAUCGGCGGGACAGACUCUAAGAGGGAGUUGUACCCUCCAGCCACUUCUUAUGAGGCUUCUGGCACUAAGCAGCCAUCCUCUGCUCCAGCUGCCACCUCCUCUGCCUCCUCUUCCACAUCAUCCAAACGGGCUCCAGCUAGCUCAGCCUCUCAGCCUAAGCCCUUAAAGCGUUUCAAACGAGCUGCAGGGAAGAAGGGUGCCCGCACCCGUCAGGGGUCUGGUGCAGAGUCUGAAGACCUGUAUGACUUUGUUUUUAUUGUGGCUGGUGAGAAAGAGGAUGGUGAAGAGAUGGAGAUUGGGGAAGUAGCUUGUGGAGCUCUGGAUGGAUCAGAUCCCAGCUGUUUGGGGCUCCCAGCACUGGAGGCAUCCCAGCGAUUCCGCAGCAUUUCCACCUUGGAGCUGUUCACAGUUCCACUCUCCACAGAGGCGGCUCUGACACUGUGCCACCUGCUGAGCUCCUGGGUAUCACUGGAGAGCCUUACACUUUCCUACAAUGGCCUGGGCUCUAAUAUCUUCCGCCUGCUGGACAGCCUGCGGGCCCUGUCAGGCCAGGCUGGAUGCCGCCUCCGUGCCCUGCAUCUCAGUGACCUGUUCUCACCACUGCCCAUCCUGGAGUUGACUCGCGCCAUUGUGCGAGCCCUUCCCCUGCUGCGGGUCCUGUCUAUUCGUGUUGAUCACCCCAGCCAGAGGGACAACCCUGCUGUACCGGAGAAUGCUGGGCCCCCGAGCCACAUAAUUGGGGAUGAGGAAAUACCAGAAAACUGCCUAGAGCAAUUGGAGAUGGGAUUUCCACGGGGAGCUCAGCCAGCCCCACUGCUCUGCUCUGUUCUGAAGGCCUCAGGUUCUCUACAGCAGCUGUCACUGGACAGUGCCACCUUUGCCUCUCCCCAGGAUUUUGGGCUUGUGUUGCAAACACUCAAAGAAUACAACCUAUCUCUGAAGAGGCUGAGUUUCCAUGAUAUGAAUCUUGCAGACUGUCAGAGUGAGGUGCUCUUUUUGCUACAGAAUCUGACCCUUCAAGAGAUUACCUUCUCCUUCUGCCGUCUGUUUGAGAAACGCCCAACCCAGUUUCUUCCUGAGAUGGUUGCUGCUAUGAAGGGCAACUCGACACUGAAGGGCCUUCGACUACCAGGGAACCGCCUGGGGAACGCUGGCCUGUUGGCCCUAGCAGAUGUUUUCUCAGAGGAUUCUUCCUCUUCUCUCUGUCAGCUGGAUAUCAGUUCCAACUGCAUCAAGCCAGAUGGGCUUCUGGAGUUUGCCAAGCGACUGGAGCGCUGGGGCCGUGGAGCCUUUGGUCACCUACGCCUCUUCCAGAACUGGCUGGACCAGGAUGCAGUCACAGCAAGAGAAGCAAUCCGGCGGCUCCGGGCUACCUGCCAUGUGGUUAGCGACUCAUGGGACUCAUCCCAGGCCUUUGCAGAUUAUGUCAGCACCAUGUGAUGGGGCCCAUACCUCACAGGCCCACCCUCAGUACCAUCAGCUUGCAGGGGCUGAGGCAUGGGCUGCCCAGAAUCCCCAACCACUGAUUCUGUCA
Peromyscus leucopus (white-footed mouse) is the source of this 3320-nucleotide messenger RNA. It is a transcript of the gene Lrrc41, whose product is annotated as leucine rich repeat containing 41. The record is from RefSeq and is a predicted model, not a curated record. Bases 1121 to 3226 code for a protein of 701 amino acids. Lineage: Eukaryota; Metazoa; Chordata; Mammalia; Rodentia; Cricetidae. The transcript has 10 exons. Gene Ontology annotation, cellular component: cytoplasm; nucleus.